This is a messenger RNA of Haemonchus placei, 456 nucleotides long. NCBI's taxonomy places the organism in Eukaryota, Metazoa, Nematoda, Chromadorea, Rhabditida, Trichostrongylidae. The record is from the annotation of a GenBank genome assembly.
AUGCUCCGCAUCGUCACCCAAGUCGAUAUCAACACCGCCGAACAUCAGAUCGUCGACCUCGUCUAUCAAUUUCCAGCAGUUCUCUUACCCAAGUCACCCCAAACUCUAGAUAUGCCAAUCUCCUCGGCUUCGCUCAAAGAUACCUCACGGCUGAAACAAUGGUGCAUCUUGUUGACACUCUAUCAGCAAACCUCGCUGAAAAUCGGAAUGGCGAAUCAAACAGUCGCGCGAAUACAAGCAACUUUUGGCACCGGGAAUACUAUCCUAGGUGCCAUUAUUGCAGGACUCUUGACUCAGCACAAAAUGGUCACAAAGUCGAACGGCCAAAAAGUCACAAAUGGUCAAAUAGUCACAGCCAACAACGAUGUGGCUUAUUUCACGAAUGCGAUGCUAGCCCUCGAAGAAUUCGGCAGGUUCGACCUUAUGAUACAUUUCGGAAUUGGCAUUCUUCGAUGA